Messenger RNA from Trichobilharzia szidati, 742 nucleotides. NCBI's taxonomy places the organism in Eukaryota, Metazoa, Platyhelminthes, Trematoda, Strigeidida, Schistosomatidae. The record is from the annotation of a GenBank genome assembly.
AGUAAAAGAAGUGAAUUACAAUCAAAUCAAACCAGUGCUGAAAAUGAUCGACACAUUUACGCAAUACCAGAAACUCUGUAUAAACCAGAUCGAUCAUCUAACUACAGUAUGCCGAGUACAUUCAUUAUCAUCAUCAUCACGAAAACGGCUUAUUGAACGCAGUCGUCGUCAGUUGUAUAAACCGCCUAUCGCACGAACUAAAAGUUUACAACAAAUAAACAACAACGAUGCAAUGCGUAGAUCUCCGUAUUCAAUGAUAUCAGCAAAAGAAUUUAAAAAUGGACGUUGGAAUUCAGUCCCACUGACGACUCUCGCCACCACCACUAGUAUAUCGAAAUCCAGCUCUAUACUAGAUGGAAGUAUAAGUACGCAUAGAAGUGAUCGUCGAUCAUGGUUACAACUGGACUAUGGGAAAAAAUAUGUACAUGAAACAGCUGUUUAGCCAACAACAACCAAUUUACAAGUGUCUACAAUAUUUUCAAUAUCUAUUGAACACAUUGAAUGAAUGAGGGAUAUUUGAAUAUGCAUUGUUCUUGUAUAAGCUAGCUAACUAAUUUAUACAUGUACAAAACAAUUAAGAUUAUCUAUCACAUGGAAGAAACAAUUGACAAAAACCAAAAAAACAUUAUUUUUUUUUGAUGUUGUGAUAACGAAGACUGAUUAUCUUGCGAUUUGAUCUUCCUUUCCAGAUUUAUAUAUUUUCUCGGAACGUUUAUUCGACAUUCACCUUGUCAGUUGUCGC